UGGAAGAUGAAGCUGCAGCUCUUCGUGAGAUGCAAGCUAAGGUUGAAAAAGAGAUGGGUUCUGUCCAAGAUCCUGCAAGUGAAACUGCUUCACAGGCAAACAAGGAGGAAGUUGAUUCACGAUCAAUAUUUGUUGGCAAUGGAAAUUCACUUUUCUGAAUACAGUGGCAGUCUUACCAAUUUUUUUGAUGGUGGACAAGAGUAGUUCUGAUCUUAGAUAUGUUUUACUUAGGGAGCAUUUGUAACUACAUGUUUGACUUGUGGAGAAGUUUUAAUCGAAAAAAGAAUGAAAAAAAAAAAAAAAAAGAAAGAUGAAAAGUCACGAAAAGAUAUUACCAAAAAAGAAAAAGAAAAAGGAAAGUCCCCAUUGAAAAAAAAAAGAUGGAAUUGAAAAAGCCCUUUGAGGCAUAAAAAAAGACAGAACAUGGAAAAAUAAUACGGGGACGUAAUAAGAAACAAUUCUUAUGAAAAUCACUUUGGUAAUGGAGUAUUUGUACAUUAGAUUCAAGGCUCUGCCGUCUAACAAGAAGGCAGAUAUUUGUCUAUAAGUCGCAAAGCCUAGGCACUGCCAUGCAAAUUCUAGUUGCGGAGUCUGAUUGCUGCUGGCAGCUGGUGGACGUGGUAUUCAGGUUUGACUAGCUGAUUAAGCCUGUUAUGGUUGACUAUGCAUGCACACCAGAAGAAGUUCAGCAGCAUUUCCAGGCUUGUGGGACUGUCAAUCGAGUUACUAUUCUAACUGAUAAGUUUGGCCAACCCAAAGGUUUCGCAUAUGUGGAAUUCGUUGAACAAGAAGCUGUCCAGGAGGCACUCCAGCUGAACGAGUCUGAACUGCAUGGACGUCAGUUGAAGGUGAUGCCUAAGAGAACUAAUGUUCCAGGGAUGAAGCAAUUCCGCCCAGGGCGCUUCAAUCCAUACUCAGGUUACAGGUCUCGAAGGCCUUAUGCAGCCCCCUAUUUCUACUCCCCAUACGGAUAUGGAAAAGUUCCAAGGUUCAGGAGGCCUGCGCGAUUCAUGCCUUACUAUUAAAAGAUGUCACAUGACUGGUACCAAAAUCUGAUGAAUGCAGACAUCAGGAGACUAUUUUGAUCUAGUUUUAGUUGAGACAGUGUAGUAGUUACCUAGCGUAAGUUUGUGCUUCGUAUUUGCAUUUGAACUUGGACAAAGUCUCUUGUAUUUGUACACUAGAAUGAUCCUGUUGGAUGGUAAGUGGU
Molecule: messenger RNA, 1210 nt
Organism: Lycium barbarum (goji berry)
Lineage: Eukaryota; Viridiplantae; Streptophyta; Magnoliopsida; Solanales; Solanaceae
Product: polyadenylate-binding protein 3-like
Exons: 6
Coding region: 654-1025 (123 amino acids)
Molecular function (GO): RNA binding
Source: RefSeq, a predicted model, not a curated record